This is a messenger RNA of Xyrauchen texanus (razorback sucker), 11287 nucleotides long. Its product is annotated as unconventional myosin-IXb-like. Gene Ontology annotation, cellular component: myosin complex. Gene Ontology annotation, molecular function: ATP binding; microfilament motor activity; protein binding. Gene Ontology annotation, biological process: intracellular signal transduction. The record is from RefSeq and is a predicted model, not a curated record. NCBI's taxonomy places the organism in Eukaryota, Metazoa, Chordata, Actinopteri, Cypriniformes, Catostomidae.
CAUGUCCAUGUGUCCUCUCCGGACUCAUAUCUGUGUGUUAUGAUUUUAAAGAGUCUCUGGGGUGGAAACUGGAAAUAAAUCUCUCUGGAUGAGUUUGAGGAAGAGGAGAUCUACUCUAUGAAAAGGAGGAGCCGACGCUUACAUAGAAACACCCAUUCACACCGGAGACAAGCAACCGACAUUUAUUAACUUAAUAAAGAUGGGACGCUUCAUUCAAAACGACAUUCACACAUCAAGGUGCUAGAUGGUGGUUGUAAAGGCUCUACGUAAUGCUGAGCGGACUUGUCCUUGGUCAGAAUGAGUAUCAAAGAUGGCGAUGGAAUGACUAGCCAAGAUGGAAAGGCCUACGAACUUCAGAUAUACCCCCGCCUCUCUCUGGAGACGGCGCCAUGUUGCAUACUCAAAGUCGCCAAGGAGGCCACAGCCGCGAGCGUCGUUCAGGAUGCGGCAGCAAACCUCGGUCUGGACGCCUGCAAAUGCUACGUCCUGGCCGAGGUGAAAGAGUGCGGCGGGGAGGAAUGGGUCCUUGAAUCUACUGACCUUCCAGUGCAGCGGGUUCUUCUUUGGCCACGUAAAGCCCAGGAACAGCAUUCUCGGAACGAAGGAUUUUACUUUCUCUUGCAGGAAUGCAAUCGUGAUGGUUCCAUCCGUUAUGUGCACCUGCCUGCCAUGGCAAACGAACAGGACUCCAAGAAACUGGUUGCUCGCGGUUUCCUCCCUCCAAGGCCGGAUGACUUUGAAGACCUCUGCAAUCUUCCAGACCUCAGCGAGGACAGCAUCUUGGUGAACCUUCGCGAUCGCUUUCAAAAGAAGAAGAUAUACACAUAUGCUGGAAGUAUUCUUGUUGCUAUCAACCCGUUUCAGUUUUUACCCAUUUAUAACCCGAAAUAUGUCAAAAUGUAUGAGAACCACCAGUUGGGCAAGCUGGAGCCCCACAUUUUUGCCAUUGCUGAUGUAGCUUACUAUGCCAUGCUGCGUAAACAUGUCAACCAGUGUAUCGUUAUCUCAGGAGAAAGUGGAUCGGGCAAAACGCAAAGCACUAACUUCCUUAUUCACUGCUUGACGGCUCUGAGCCAAAAGGGCUAUGCCAGCGGCGUAGAAAGAACCAUCUUAGGCGCUGGACCAGUUCUGGAGGCAUUUGGCAACGCAAAGACCGCCCACAACAACAACUCCAGUCGUUUCGGAAAGUUCAUCCAGGUGAAUUAUCUGGACAGUGGAGUCGUUCGAGGAGCUGUGGUGGAGAAAUAUCUCUUGGAGAAGUCUCGCUUGGUAUCCAGAGAGAAGAACGAGAGGAACUAUCAUGUGUUUUACUACCUGCUGGUGGGCGUGUCAGAAGAGGAGCGGAGAGAAUUCAAACUCCUGCAGCCUGAACAAUACUUCUACCUCAAGCAGCAAAACUUUACAAUAGAAGAUGCGGACGACUUGCGGCACGACUUUGAGCGACUGCAGCAGGCCAUGGAGAUGGUCGGCUUCCUACCGGCCACCAAGAGACAGAUAUUCUCUGUCCUGUCAGCCAUCUUGUAUCUGGGUAACGUGACGUACAGUCAGAAGCCAACAGGCAGAGAAGAAGGUCUGGACGUGGGACCUCCAGAGGUUCUUUCCACCCUUUCGGACCUUCUAAAGGUUAAAGAGGAGAUGUUGGUGGAAGCUCUCACCAAGAGGAAAACGGUGACCGUCAACGACAAACUUAUUCUGCCCUACAGUCACAGUGAGGCAAUCACGGCACGAGACUCCAUGGCGAAGUCGCUCUACAGUGCCCUGUUUGACUGGAUUGUCCUGCGAAUCAAUCACGCAUUGCUUAAUAAGAAAGACAUGGAGGAGUCUGUUUCGUGUUUGUCUAUUGGUGUGCUUGAUAUCUUUGGCUUCGAAGACUUCGAGACCAACAGCUUUGAGCAGUUCUGCAUCAACUACGCUAACGAGCAGCUUCAGUAUUACUUUAACCAGCACAUCUUUAAACUUGAACAGGAGGAGUAUCAGCUAGAAGGCAUCACCUGGCACAACAUUGACUACACCGAUAAUGUCGGGUGUAUUCACCUGGUCAGCAAGAAACCCACUGGACUCCUGUAUUUACUUGAUGAGGAGAGCAAUUUUCCUCACGCCACUGAUAAAACCUUGCUGGCGAAGUUCAAACAACAGCAUCAACAGAACUCUUACUUUGUGGCUACUCCAGUGAUGGAACCAGCCUUCGUUAUCCGCCACUUCGCUGGGAAGGUCAAGUACCAGAUUAAGGACUUCCGUGAGAAGAACACGGAUCACAUGCGGCCGGAUAUCGUGGCCUUAUUGCGCAGCAGUGACCGAGCAUACGUCCGCCAGUUGAUCGGAAUGGAUCCUGUGGCGAUGUUUCGUUGGGGAAUUCUUCGUGCCUCCGUUCGUGCCCUGGCCGCCUUCAACGAAGCAGGACGCCGCUGGGCAGCCAAGACUGCUGGUGUGGUGAGACCAAACUCCAGAGUACCACUCGGGGAGCUGCAGAGAGCAAAUGUGCCCAUUGAGAGGAUGUACCGGGACAUGCAUGCCCAAAUCAUCAACUCCAUUAAGGACUUGCAGCUGGAUGGGGAAGAUCCACGCAAGCUGCUGCAGUCCUGGGGUCGCCUACGGUUCCCACGCCACGCCCUCCAGAAAAACAAGAGCCCCAAGAGCAAGCAGCUCAUUCCCAAGAACUUGUUGGACUCUUGUUCGCUGAAGUUCGUAGUAAGCCUCCUGGACCGCACGUCCAAGUCUCUGCUGCAUCUACACAAGAAGAAACGUCCUCCCAGCAUCAGUGCCCAGUUUCAAACGUCUCUAAGUAAACUGCUGGAGACACUGGGGAAGGCUGAACCGUUCUUCAUCCGAUGCCUCCGCUCCAAUGCGGAGAAGAAGGAAAUGUGUUUCGAUGAGGCACUCAUUGUGCAGCAGCUGCAGUACACAGGCAUGUUGGAAACGGUGCGCAUUAGGAGGUCAGGCUAUGGAGCCAAAUACACCUUUCAGGAGUUUAUUGAGCAGUUCCGUGUGUUGCUGCCAAAGAAUGCUACAUCCCUGGAGGACAUUUCAUCUCUGUUACACAAGCUCGGCUUUGACAACACUACCUACCAGAUUGGAAAAACCAAGGUGUAUCUGAAAGAACUUGAAAGGCAAACGCUUCAAGACAUCCUGCACAAAGAUGUCAUGCACAAAAUAAUUUUCUUGCAGCGCUGGUUCCGAGCUAAAAUGGAGAGGUGGGAUUUCAUUAGAAUGAGAGAAGCAGCCAUCUUGAUUCAGCGCUCGUGGCACAGGUACCGCAGGGAGAAGUUCUACAAAGCGGCAGUUCUUAUCCAGGCAGCAUGGAGAGGCACCAAACAGAGAGCUGAAUAUAGAAAUGCACGAGCCUCCGUCACAAAGAUACAGGCACUUACAAGAGGCCAAUCAGCUCGUAAACGGUACCACUUCCUGAAGGAAGAUAAGAGGAAGCGGGAGGAAGAGGAAGCUCGACAGAGGAAAGAGGAGGAAAAGGCCGCAAUGCGUGCCAAGGAAGCUGAAGAGGCAGCAAGGCGAGCGAAAGAAGCGAAGCGGAAGCCAGACGACUCAAAGAGAGAGGAAACGGCUAGAAGACAGAGAGAAGAGGCUGAGCGGCAAGCUGCAGAGAAGCGAGAUAAGAUGGCACUACAACCAGCAGUACUGGGCAAGAAGCCGGACAAUGGGACUUUAGUGCUAGAGCACCAAGAUAAGACUCCAGUGGAUGUUGAGUUUGAAGAUAAGGUCAGAGCCCAUGUCCAGGUCUCAAAAGAGCAAAAAGAUUUGGAAAAGAUUCCUCAAGUUGAGGCUGGCCCUCAUCCUGAGAUAAAGGAACACCAGAAGCAAUAUGAGAACGAAUCUUCUCCACAACCCAAAGAGGAAGUUACACCAGCUAAACCGAACCAAACCAGACCACCUUCACUCUCCAAAGUCCAAUCAUCCAGUCAAGAAAAACGAGAGCUGAGGAGGCAACGUGGCCUAGAGCACAGCCAACGAGAGAGCCAACGGGCGGCUUCAGUGGCUAAAGAUGAUACUUCCUUCAAGAGCAAAACUCUUGAGAGUCCUGGUAAAGCAGAGAGCAAGUUGAAGUUGCGGGCAGACAGCAAAGAGUUGGAUCAAUACACAUUUGUCGCUUGGAAAGGGGAGAAGGUGAAGAAGGACACCAAAGAUGUCCCACCAGGACAUGUUCGGCCCUCAACUUUACCCUUGGAUAUACCUUCUUCUGGACCUGGAAGAAAUGGCUACAGUGACCCAGCCAUCAUUGAACAAAGCAAACAUUCUCAUGCCAAUGAAGAGGCCAAUUGGAGGAAAGAACCCCUUAGAAGCAACACUCAGCCUGAGAACCUUAUAGCAGGACCACACAGUCUAGAGGACAAAGGCAUCAAAUCUCUCCAGAAUCGAGGGAUCUCUAUGUCACUUGAUGAUGUCUCCAGAAUAGGUGCAGCAUCACAGGGCAAAGCUCGUCAAAGACGCAGAAGGCUUGCCCUUGCACGUAUCUGUUUGCCCAUUAAAAGUGUUGAAAUGGAAGAUGCAGAAUACUCGUCUUUACCUUUAUCCACCAUGACUCCACAGCAGACACAGUCCCGUACCGAGGUCGGUCCAGAUGGGGCAAAGGUCAGCAGCCUGAAGGAGCGAAUCCAGGACAGCCACGGACAGCACGAGGUAUUGCCUGUCCAGCCAUCGACCCCAGAGAGGACAACCGGGUUCUUCAGAAAGAUCCUUAAGAAGCGGCCACAUAAAGAAGCUCAAACCCCAGAAGAUGGAGACUUCAUGCUGGCUUCAGUUUUGGAUGAAAGAGAAGGUACCGUCUCUCAAUCACGCUCGCAUCAUCCUAAGGCUCAUGCUGUCCGGCUGGGUCAGACACCCAGCAUCAUGAUCAGUCACUCAGCGCCUCGUGCCUCCGAACAGUGGAACGCCUCACUGAACCGCAUCAUCACCAAUGCCAAUGAGCUACGCCACCUCGAUGAGUUCCUGGGCAAUCAGGUAAAUGACCUGCGCUCACGUGGAAAGCAGCUGUCAGGAACGGAGCACAUCUUUAUCACUGCGACCAUGCAAUUCAGAGAAAUCAUCAAGGGAAUGUAUUCAAUCUCUAAACCUCAGACCGGUUAUAAGGCUUUGAUGAACUGUUAUCAGAAAAAAGUGAUCGUUUUGGCUGGAGAGAAGCAGAAGGGUGAAGUGCCACUGGUGGUCAAUCUGUUCCAGUCUGUUCUAGAUGGAUUCAUCAGAGCCGAGAUCAAGAAAGAAGAGGCCGAACCAACCAAGCCCCCCAAAAAUCGCAAGAUGCGACGGAAGAAGGAUAAGAGCUUGGAGAAUCCAUUGGAUCACGUGUUUACACACUACCAAGUGAACAUCAUGCAGUCGUGCGAUCAGUGCACGUCCUAUAUUUGGGGCAUGGAGAAGGCCUACAUGUGCAGCUAUUGCAAAAUGGUUUGUCAUAAGAAGUGCAUCUGUAAAAUCGUAGUAGCCUGUUCAACUUUCUGCACCAAGAAGUGUGAAGAUGACCCUGGAUCACAACACUUCGGGGUGCGAGUGUGUCACCUGGUCAGCGACAGGACCCCCGUGCCAAUAGUGCUAGAGAUAAUGCUGGAACACGUGGAGAUGAUUGGCCUUUACACGGAGGGCAUUUACAGGAAGUCCGGCUCAGCAAACCGCAUGAAGGAGCUACAUCAGCUGCUGGAAGCAGGCCCAGAGACUGUGUGUUUGGAGGAUUACCCCAUCCAUGCGGUCACAGGCCUGGUUAAACAGUGGCUCAGGGAGCUUCCUGAACCUCUCAUGACCUUCAUGCACUACAAUGACUUCCUCCAUGCCAUAGAACUGCCUGAGAAACAAGAGCAAUUACACGCCGUUUACAAAGUUUUAGAGCAGCUUCCAACAGCAAACUUUAACACCUUGGAGAGACUCGUUUUCCAUCUUGUCAGGGUUGCAAAGGAGGAGAAGAGCAAUCGAAUGACGCCAAACUCUCUGGCCAUCGUUUUUGCCCCCUGUAUCCUCCGCUGUCCAGACAGUGCCGACCCUCUCAUGAGCAUGAAGGAUGUUGCCAAAACAACCACUUGUGUUGAGAUGCUACUUAACGAACAGAUCCGGAGAUACAACGAGAAAAUAGAAGAGAUCGAACAGCUGGAAUAUGCAGAGGCGCUGGCAGUCAAUCAACUCAAGCUUAAACGACAAAACACGUGCUGGCAUUUACCUCUCAGGUUUAUCUCUCCUUACAAAGAAGUGUCGGUCCGCGAGAAGCCAACUUCCGAGCUUUGUGCUGUACCUGAGAACGAAACCCUUGAUUCAGACACCGAGCGAAACCUGGUGGAGCGGAUCAAAUCCAUCAAGCAGGAAAAAGAAGAUCUGGCCUGCAGGCUGCCUGAACUAGAACAGCCCGGUUCCGACCAGGAGAACCUUGACUCGGAAGCGUCGAUCAGCUCUGAAAGCCUGAUGGAUGAGCGAGUGGUCUGUUCGGAUAUGGAAGGAAAAACUAUGGUUUUGCCAAGAUUAUCCAAUCAAGCUUGCCUUCCUAAAUAUGCCAUCCUGGCCCAGGGAGGUAGAACAAGGGCUGAUGGCCCCUCUCUCCCUUCACUGUCUUCUCCCAGGCUUCAGCUCCUGCGUCGCCAUCCCAUCAUCCCUGGAACGGUCAAACUGCCACCAGGAGUCCUCUGCUACCCGGCUGUACAGUCCUUCCCUCCCCGCAAAGCCAAGUCCCUCACCCUCAUCCGACGCCGCGAGCAUCCAGGCCGGCGCAAAGACAGCAUCCAGUCCCUCUACAUCGCAGCGGGAACAGACCUCCUCUUCCCGUCCUCCACUGCAGUCCCAGCCGCCGCCUCCGCAUGGGACCUCCAGACCUCCUCCAACGUCUCCCGGUGCUUCUCGGACCCCGACGUCGCUACCGUAAAAGACGACGUUUGAGUUUCAAAGCUGCCUGCUCUCGAGAGGGCGAUUCGAUCGGUUGCUGUCAUUGCCAUUGGCCGCUUGCUACGGUCUGUGACUGAUGAAGAGAACUGUCUCACCGAGCACUUUUCCAUACUAAUAAUAUAUUGGGGUUUUUUAAGAGACCUUUUUAAGACUGUCCUACAGACAGGCGUUGACAUGCAUCAUGUUUUAUGAUUGUUUUUUUGUAACUUUUUUUAGCGUGAGGAAAAAACGGAAUCUUGCACCUUCAGUCGCUUUCACAAACAUCAACAUUUUUUCGUCUACAGAUAUAUUUAUACAAGCAGGCAAUUUUAAGGCAUGAUUUGGUGGACAAUUUUUGACUACACAGGAGAGAAAGCAGCACUUGCCACUUUCCUCUUGGACAAAAUUCCAGCCCUGAUAAGGGGUGCGCCAUUACCGACUGGAAUUUCCCAGAAUAACGCAGUCCUAUUUUUGAUUUCGCCUGAAGUUUGAUGCUUCGGCAAGCAAUAUGACACUUCAGAUCAGUGUGGAUGUCUAUUGAGAACAGAAUUGUGUAGAGUUAAAUGCAGUUAGUGGCCAAGCCAUUGGGUUUAAUACUAACGUCAGGUGUUAUGACUGUCGUACGUGAUCAUGUUUGAAAAGUAAGAAGCGAAUUCUGGCUGGAUGAGUAUGGUGUUGAUUAUUACAUUUUGCAUCACUAGGACUGUAUGUGUUUGGUAGUAUUGCUGUUUUCAAAUCCUUUAUGAUGCAUCUCUCAAACUAAUUAUUUUCUUACAAUACAAUUUGUACUGGCCGCAAACCUGUGUGUGUGUGUGUGUGUUUUCCUAUAAUUCUUACGGUUUCCUUCGGCUCGAGGUGCCACCAACCAUCAUCCACUCAUGCUCUGCCUCUUCAUGAUCCCAAAAAUCACUAAUGAAUGAACAGAAAUCUCCCCUACGCAUUCAUAUACAUGGAAGUUAAAGUCAUUUUCAGUUGUCAUUUUUAAUGCACAGUUCACUGAGGGUUUAGUGUGAUGAGUUUUGUGCAUGAGCUGCACCAACCAUAUUGUGGGUUUUAUGUUAUUGAAAUGGUUUUUGAGAAAUGAGCUGUACUUGCAUGAUUUCUAAAUAGCUGCCCGGGGGUUUUUACCAAGAUGGCCAUCGUUUGAACAGACUGAAGGACUUUGUUGACUUGCUUCUGUAGGACUUAACUGAGGUAUCCAUUUAAGUGGUCAAUAUUAGUUUUAUGUAAUUGGCAUCGAUGUUGGAUGACAUGUAUAGGAGGGCUUAUUUUUGUAUUUAAAUUGUAUUUCUUUUGAAGUCUGGAAAAGGAAAAAAGUGAUCUAUCUUUCAUACUGUACUUGUAUAUACAUGCUGUAAUGUUCUGAUGCCUGGAUAAAUAUCAAUCAUACUAUUGGAUAUCAACUGUAGCAUAAUCAGUGUCAAUUUCUAAAUGGGGGCAUCCUAAGCCAGAAUGGCCCAUCUUCAACCCUCAACUGGUGAUCGAUUGUUCUGGUACUAUAGACUUUGGUAAGCCUUUCUUACUUCACGUGCAAUGGAGCGACUAGAAAGGCCCUUUCAAACAAUGCAAAGAAUUAACCAAAUACACAAAUCAGGAAAUGUAGAGACUAUCCCAACCUUGCUUUUGGACUUUGGCUUACUCGAGCAGCUGUGUAUUUUGUGUAUGAGCUUUCUGUUAAGGUAAACACACACACACACACACACACACACACACACACACACAAACACAAAUAAAAGAUUAAAGAAAAAUAAAGCACCAAAAUGUACAAUUGUCAUUGUUUGGUCAUCACCGAACUCACUACUUUGACAGAACCUGUCACCUUUUACUCCAAAUGGAAGACAUUUGUACACAACCAAUUGUACUCUUUGGGGAAACGUUUGCAUCUGGGACUAAACAGAUAUGCAUUCCUCCAGCAGAGCGUUGAAGAUCGGGAAGUAUAAGAGAGAAAUUGUCUUUCUUGUGCACCUCAGGUAAAACUGUGGAUCUGUUCCUGUACGUAAACAUGGCCGUUGAUAAUAUGGACGUUUCUGGUGUUAUUGUGUCCCCAAUGAACUGUUGGCUGUUUUCCUUCAUGGUCAAAGCUUGAAUGAGCGCAUGGCAAGAGGACCGAGUCUCCUUUAACGCCUUCGAUUGAAUUGUGUGGAGGGGCUAGAAAACCAAAUAACUGCUCUUUGGAAAAGACGCUGACUAUCACCGCUGGAGUCACGAGUUUGAUUAUUCCAGGGUGUGCUGAGUGACUCUAGCCAGGUCUCCUUAGCAACCAAAUUGGCCCAGUUGCUAGGGAGGGUAGAGUCACAUGGGGUACCUCCUCGUGGUUGCUAUAAUGUGGUUCUCGCUCUCGGUGGGUUGUGCGUGGAUGCCGCGGAGAAUAGCGUGAAGCCUCCACACGUGCUUCGUCUCCACGGUAACGUGCUCAACAAGCCACGUGGAUUGACGGUCUCAGACGUGGAGGCAACUGAGUUUCAUCCUCCGCCACCCGGAUUGAGGCGAGUCACUACGCCACCACGAGGACUUGGGAAUUGGGCGUUCCAAAUUGGGGCGAACAAAAAAAAAAGUACAUUUGUGACAUUGCUUGACAAUUAUUAUUAUUGCUUUACUUUUAUUUCCAUUUUUUUGCUGAUUAUAUCAUUUGUAUUUAUAUUUGUUUUGUUUUUAUUAUUAGAAAAGUGCAAAACCUAUACGCUCGCGGUCUCAGACUUUUAUCCUGUUGCAUUUUCUCUCUUCUUACCUGACCUUCAUAUAAUAAAUCCAAUGCACGAAAUGCAUCAUGCACAACGACAGACAAUAAGAGGCAGUACAUUGAAAAUUGAUUAGAUAUAAAAUACAUUUUAUGCCAUUUUAAAUGAUGCAAUAAAUCACUUUACUGGCAAUUAAAGCUACGGAACAAGGAAGUGUUAAAGAUGUGUUAGCAGAAAAUAUUGUGGGGUUUGUUGAGUGUGUGUGUGUGUGUGUGUGUGUAUAUAUAUAUAUAUAUAAUGUGUAUAUGUGUUUUUCAAUCUCAAAAGAAAUGAAGGAAUUAUAAUAUUGGAGUGUAAAAUGCUUUUAAUAUCAAAUCUGGUACAGUAGUGAAUGUUCAUGUUCUCCAUUGUGAAGUUUCACUUACUGCCCUCUGGAGUAAACAGGUGGUACUACAAGCUUGCAUUUCUCAGGAAUCUUCCUAAUUAUGGUCCGGGGGGGCAUUGCAAUUAAUUACGUUAUUUUUGGAAAAAUAUAUCGCACUAAAUGAACAUAUUGAUAGUCUACUGAAUGUUUGUUGAAACACUGUUUACUAGCUAUAGCAUGUCAGUCGAUUAGCUGUUAUUUUGCUGCUGUUAUACGGGCUAUUGAUAGUCUACUGAAUGUUUGUUGAAACACUGUUUACUAGCUAUAGCAAGUCAGUCGAUUAGCUGUUAUUUUGCUGCUGUUAUAUAGGCUAUUGAUAGUUUACUGAAUGUUUGUUGAAACACCGUUUACUAGCUAUAGCAUGUCAGUCGAUUAGCUGUUAUUUUGCUGCUGUUAUACAGGCUAUUGAUAGUCUACUGAAUGUUUGUUGAAACACUGUUUACUAGCUAUAGCAAGUCAGUCGAUAAGCUGUUAUUUUGCUGCUGUUAUACGGGCUAUUGAUAGUUUACUGAAUGUUUGUUGAAACACCGUUUACUAGCUAUAGCAUGUCAGUCGAUUAGCUGUUAUUUUGCUGCUGUUAUACAGGCUAUUGAUAGUCUACUGAAUGUUUGUUGAAACACUGUUUACUAGCUAUAGCAUGUCAGUCGAUUAGCUGUUAUUUUGCUGCUGUUAUACGGGCUAUUGAUAGUUUACUGAAUGUUUGUUGAAACACCGUUUACUAGCUAUAGCAAGUCAGUCGAUAAGCUGUUAUUUUGCUGCUGUUAUACGGGCUAUUGAUAGUUUACUGAAUGUUUGUUGAAACACCGUUUACUAGCUAUAGCAUGUCAGUCGAUUAGCUGUUAUUUUGCUGCUGUUAUACAGGCUAUUGAUAGUCUACUGAAUGUUUGUUGAAACACUGUUUACUAGCUAUAGCAUGUCAGUCGAUUAGCUGUUAUUUUGCUGCUGUUAUACAGGCUAUUGAUAGUCUACUGAAUGUUUGUUGAAACACUGUUUACUAGCUAUAGCAUGUCAGUCGAUUAGCUGUUAUUUUGCUGCUGUUAUACAGGCUAUUGAUAGUCUACUGAAUGUUUGUUGAAACACCGUUUACUAGCUAUAGCAUGUCAGUCGAUUAGCUGUUAUUUUGCUGCUGUUAUACAGGCUAUUGAUAGUCUACUGAAUGUUUGUUAAAACACUGUUUACUAGCUAUAGCAAGUCAGUCGAUUAGCUGUUAUUUUGCUGCUGUUAUACAGGCUAUUGAUAGUCUACUGAAUGUUUGUUGAAACACUGUUUACUAGCUAUAGCAAGUCAGUCGAUUAGCUGUUAUUUUGCUGCUGUUAUACAGGCUAUUGAUAGUCUACUG